Messenger RNA from Penicillium diatomitis, 255 nucleotides. RefSeq lists its product as uncharacterized. Lineage: Eukaryota; Fungi; Ascomycota; Eurotiomycetes; Eurotiales; Aspergillaceae. The record is from RefSeq and is a predicted model, not a curated record. Bases 1 to 255 code for a protein of 84 amino acids. The transcript is spliced from 2 exons.
AUGUUUCAAGGCCUGGCCACCUCUACCCCAACCCGACUGGAUCUGGAGUUCCGUCGGAGUAAUCACUCUCGGCAAGCCGAGUUCGAGUUCCGUGCCAAGGCAGGUACCAGUAUCACUUGGCAUCUGAGAUCCAACCGCCAGAGUGUCGCCACUCCUACGAGCCAGCCUCUCAUGGGAAGUUGUUCUCUCAUUGGAGCAGAGCUCACGUUGGUUCUUGGUCACAGCCAUCCAGAUCCUGGUACGCAUGGCCCAUGA